ACAUUACCUUGUACCUGUCCUAAGUCAGCCCAGAGCAGACAGAUAGAUCACAUCUCCGAUAUUACUCUUAAAAUUACUGCUUCCAGUGAUGCUUAGAAUUUCUGGCGGGUGUUUUAUCCCGGUAAAAGUAUAUAUUGCGUCUGAGUAACGAACAAUUUUGGUAAAUAACGUUAGCUUAAAGAAGACAAGAUUGGAGUUUGAUACUGUGGAUGGGAUUUCAACAGGAUUCGACCACAGAGUGCAAGACACUUGCUUGACGAGUGUUCAGUCUGUUAGAUGCACUCUUGUGAAGUGUGUGUGUGUUGUUCUGAGUGAAGGUGGGUUAGUCAGUGUUACACUAAGACAGUGAGGGUACUCUUGUCUACCUCUGAGUGAAGGUGGGUUAGUCAGUGUUACACUAACAAGCGUAUUAGUGGACGCUACUCUUGAUUAGAGUGGUGAUGGUGGUGUUUCGUUUAUCAGGAAACAGGACAAGUGUACUAUGAAACGAACCUUGGUGUUCUGUUCUCAGGAAGCAGGUGUGUUCCCUUAAUCAACCUGGUGGUGUUUUGUUUGUCAGGAACCUUAACAAGUGUCUCCUGGAGUGGGUCUGUGACACAUAAUGGCUCUCUCGCUACUUAAAUUUGCUCUAGCCUGCCCCAUCUACCGUCUUGACCCGAUUUAUACAGACUUGUUACCUAGUAAUGGGUAGCGAGGUUCUCAUACUGUAGGAUCUCGGGGCAUCAUGCCCAGGCUUGGAUUUCUUAGUUUUUUUAGUAGGGGUCAGCGGGGCAGGUCCAGUGGUGAUGGAGAGGGCAGCUGUAGUAAUAGUGACCAGUGCAGCAACAAUAGUGGUAAGCCCUGGGAUGCUACCCCGGAGCCAUCUACCCCUAGGACUCCUGCUAAGUAUAGAAGGAGUGGUCACUGGUCCCCGCCACAACCUAGACCUCUAGGCAGCCUAGAGAGGUCUAGCAGUCAUGAGAUGCCUAGGUCACUGACAGCUAGUGGGUCGUGGGACGAGACAGAACCUCCUAGCCCAGUGCUGACCCUCCCAAUGUGCGCUCCACUAGACAACAGACCACUAAGUGAUGGUGAAAUACACACUGCUGCGCGGGAACUGCGCCGGCGCAGCUCCCGAGAUGUUAUUAAGGAAGCAGUAACGAAGAUACUGGACGAUAAGAAGGCCAGGAGGGAGAGGUCAUGGAGAGUCAAGGAUAGGGAACGAGGAACGACCGUCAGGUCUAGAUAUUCUCUUCGUAAACGCCAUAAACUCAGGCUGGUCUCUACCCCUGACACGGAUGAUGACUCUAUUGACUUUAACUACCACACACGUCAACGCCACCAGUGGCGGGAGAGACUCAAAGUCAUGGGCUCUACUGAUGCAGAGUCUGACAGCUACACGGAGAGUAUAGCCGAUACUAGUCCAGUGCCAUCCCCAAGACCCAACAUCGCCAAGAGAGCGUCUAACUUCUUUCUAAAGUCCUUCAAGGCUAUGUCUGCCAACAUUCUUCUCAACAAGAAGUACAUACCCACGUACUAUCUGAGUGGCACGCACGAAAUGCCCGAACCCGAUCAGAUACUGAGCAGGUUGGGGCAUUCUCUGGAUUCCCAGCUGGAAUCUCGGCGGCCAUCAGUGACAGAACCUCGAUCCUUGUGUGUUGUGUGGGACCUGUCGCCUGAAGACGUUGCUCCUGUGCAGGAUACAAGCAGCAGUUCGCCUGCUACCACUGCUGAUACACUUCAGUCAUCCCCUGGUUGUCACCCACAUCCCUAUGGAGAUGAGGAUCAUAUAUAUGAGGAUCUAUGCUUCAAGAGUUCUGGCUCUACUGUUAAACCUCCUGAGGACACUUACGAGGAUUGUGGGGAUGGGUUCGCGGCUCAGCGAGAACAGCAAAGAUAUAGAUUGUCUCAGUGGUCAAGAGUUAUGCCUGCCUCAGCUCUUGUUACCUUGCAUGAGGGUAAGAGUGACCAGUGUGGCAGGCAGAAAGUGACUCUUGUGCCUCGGCAGCCUUCACCUUACCCAGCCAGGUGCAGGAGUUUCCAGUCUCCAGGACCUCGCUCUCGUUCCGACUCUCCACGACACAGGAAACGACUCUUUCUACCUGCACCACUGCCUCCACGACCACCCCUACAUGUUGCACCUCCACGACCUCCGGUACACCCUGGUUCUGCACUACCUCCAGUACACCCAGGCCCACCACUACACCCUGGUGCUUUACAGCCAUCACAACACCCUGAAGUAUCAUCACCACCACCACUGCCACCAGGAACCGUACUACCACCAUUAUCACCACAAUCUCCACACUCACAACUACUACAACGAUCGCUCCAAUCUGCAUCACCAGCAGAGGCUCCUGCUCACAACACCACAUUGUUAAAACCUCCACUACCACCUUUACCUACAAGAACCGCUGAAGUUAAAACCGCAAGUGGGAAACCCACUGAAGGUAUUCGCGACAUCGCCCACCGCAGGAAAGGUACAAGAGUUUCAUCGAUCUCCAUUCCACUGGGUGUUCAGUGCGAGGAACCAGAAGAGGCAACCCUUUCACCAACCCCUUCUUCACCCAUAUAUGCCCAGCCGUUUGCCUCAUCACCAGGAGAAGGGACACCCUCUUAUACUACCCCCUUCAGGGAUAUAUAUUCCCUUACACCGACUCUCUUAAGCCCGAGUGAGGCCAAAGAGGAGGUUGAGAGUGCACCUCUUUCCCUUCCUCCCCAGAACGUCUUCUUCGGACAGGACUUUAACGACGAAGGUAGUUAUUUGGUCAACAGUCCCCCUGCUGCGCAGAACUAUUACGAACCUCAUAGGGAUUCUGCGUACUUUUCCACGGACGAAGGUACUGAUGCACCCAACGUAGGCGACCACCAUAGGCCUCCGGAAGUGUUUUCAAAUCCGUCUUCACCUCCUUCAUCUAAGGCACUCCUGAAGAAGGCCAUUGAACACUCCUUUGUCGAUAGUCUUAACCGCCUGCCGGAGAUAGUGGCGUCUGAAGUGAACCGGCAAGUUCGCCAUUAUCUCAGCGCCUCUGAGAUCACGACAGAGAUACGCAAACAAAACACAGUAGAUUCCAGCGAUAACAUUCCAUCGACCCUCAACGCCUCCAGAAGCUUGUCGUGUUCACGACACAAUUUAGCGGGCGACGAGACCACGACAGGUGAGAAAGUGGACACAUACGAACGACCAGUACGCCCGUCGUUCCUAGAUUUGCAGACUCUUCACAGGAGAAAGCAUAGUUACAGCUGUCAGGACCUGCUAGGCGAGGAUAUGUUCCAGCCUGGGGUGUAUCCCUGCAGCAGACAGCCGCGCAUCAACACUGCCAUUUCCUUCGCAGACCUCAACCUUGCGGACCAACUUGUAGCCUCAAGAGGGCCAUUGGGUCUUUCAGACCACACAGCGUCCAUGCCCGCGCAUCUGCACCACCUGCCCUACAUACCGUGCCCCGGGUAUCAGUCAGUGCCUGAAGUCGAAGUGGAGGGCAUGCUCGUGGACCUGCCCCGCAAGCACCACCUGCCGCUUAAGGAAGCUCUGAAGCCUCUGUGUCGGGAGCUACGGAGGAGCCUACUGCUGAAGGAGGCUGAGGAGAGCCCAGCUGGUGCUCACAGUAAACAUCUGGUGCUUAAACUCAACGUUAAGCUGGACCAGGUGGAGGGAGACCUAAGUGAUUCCUCCAUGGAGUGGGAUUAUUUUGACCAGCGGAAUGGUAAGUCUUAGUGUUCCUCCAUGGAGUGGGACUAGCUACUACGUGGUCUGAACUGGGCAGUUCAGACCACGAAUAUCGUGACUUCCGAACAUAAAUGAAAGCCCAGUUAAUUCUCUCUAAACCUUUCUCUUGUACAAAUGUCAACAUACACGUCCCUAGUUGUCUGCCAUCUUCCAGGUACGGUGUCUGGUACAGUACUGUUGUCUGCCAUCUUCCAGGUACUGUGUCUGGUACAGUACUGUUAUCUGCCAUCUUCCAGGUACUGUGUCUGGUACAGUACUGUUGUCUACCAUCUUCCAGGUACUGUGUCUGGUACAGUACUGUUGUCUACCAUCUUCCAGGUACUGUGCCUGGUACAGUACUGUUGUCUGCCAUCUUCCAGGUACUGUGUCUGGUACAGUACUGCUGUCUACCAUCUUCCAGGUACUGUGUCUGGUACAGUACUGUUGUCUACCAUCUUCCAGGUACUGUGUCUGGUGGAGUACUGUUGUCUACCAUCUUCCAGGUACUGUGUCCGGUACAGUACUGUUGUCUACCAUCUUCCAGGUACUGUGUCCGGCACAAUACUGUUGUCUGCCAUCUUCCAGGUACUGUGUCUGGUACAGUACUGUUGUCUGCCAUCUUCCAGGUACUGUGUCUGGUACAGUACUGUUGUCUGCCAUCUUCCAGGUACUGUGUCUGGUACAGUACUGCUGUCUACCAUCUUCCAGGUACUGUGUCUGGUACAGUACUGUUGUCUACCAUCUUCCAGGUACUGUGGUACAGUACUGUUGUCUGCCAUCUUCCAGGUACUGUGUCUGGUACAGUACUGUUGUCUGCCAUCUUCCAGGUACUGUGUCUGGUAC
This is a messenger RNA of Cherax quadricarinatus, 4525 nucleotides long. Its product is annotated as serine/arginine repetitive matrix protein 1-like. The record is from RefSeq and is a predicted model, not a curated record. NCBI's taxonomy places the organism in Eukaryota, Metazoa, Arthropoda, Malacostraca, Decapoda, Parastacidae.